Xenopus laevis (African clawed frog) is the source of this 1635-nucleotide messenger RNA. RefSeq lists its product as uncharacterized. The transcript has 2 exons. The record is from RefSeq and is a predicted model, not a curated record. The coding region runs from base 13 to 1635 and encodes 540 amino acids. Lineage: Eukaryota; Metazoa; Chordata; Amphibia; Anura; Pipidae.
AUCGUCUUGGAAAUGGCUGAAGAGAAUCCCGACGGCAGACUUCGCGACAUCCUUCGAUGGAUCCAGGCGGAGGCGGGACAUGAAGACAUCCAGACGCUCCUUCAGCAGUGCCAGCUCGCAUCAUCGACGACGACAGCGGUGACAUCACUUCCGACUGCAGAGCCUCCAGGAUCGCCGUCAGAGGAAGCUGCGUCAUCUUCAGGAGCCGCAUCUGACGUCGCCAUCCAGCGCACCCCAGCUUCACGCGGACCAGGAAAGAGGCGGAUCGUCGCCGUCAAGAGGAACACCAGAGGGAAACAAGCGGCGAAGAAGAGAACCCAGAUGACGUCAGCGGUCUCCGCCAAGAAGAGGAUCGUCGCUGACCCGCCGCAGACAGGAGUUUGGCCGUCGGCUUCCCCCCCUUCAUCGCGAGUGAGUUCCGCCGCUGUUGCAAGUGGUGGGCCGCUCCAUCAAAAGAGCUUUAACACUUCAGGGCCCUUUCCUUCCACAGGGUCCGGGGGAGGUCCGGCAGCCGGCAGCUCCUAUGAGGGGCACCAGGUCAGCAGGGGCCCCCAAAGCCGCCCAGAACCGGGGCCCUCCAGCUGUAACACUAUAGGGCACCCGGUUCUGCCACCUGCCAUCAGGGGUCAUACAUCACCAUCUGUCACCCACAGCGCACCCCAGCCUGCUGGUUUUACCCCUCAGGAGGAGAGUCAACCCAUCCAAGUGAUUGUUCAACGAGCUCUGGGAAAUCGCCAAUUAUUUGGACAAAGAAGGAACACCAUGCCCCCAACAUCUGUGGAAUUUAGUAUUGCCAGAAUUUCAAAAUGGUUAAGUAUGUCAGUGGCAGACAAAACCUGGCAUGCUUACAUCGCAAGCUGGAAUGAGUGGAUGAAGUUCAAAACAAGUUUUCCUAAAGAGCAUUAUCAAAGGGACAGUGACGUCUUAUUGUCUUUUGUACUGGAGCAAGUUGAGGCUCAGUACUCUCUUUCAGCUAUAACUAAAAAAUUAGCAGGCAUAUCUUUCUUUUUAAAGGUUCAAGGUGAGGCUGACAUAACUAAAUCCUUUUUGGUUAAACAAAUUCUUCGGGGUGUUGGUAGGAUUACACGAUCUGUAGACAUUAGGAGACCCAUCACAUUAUCAUUGUUGAAAGAUCUCGUUUCGGUCCUACCUCAAAUAUGCUAUUCUCGGUUUGAAACAAUGUUGUUUACGUUGUUAUUUUCUGUGUCGUUCUUUGGUGCCCUUCGGGUAAGUGAGUCGGUCUCUCAGAGUAAAAGAUCCCCAGGGGGUAUUGGGAGUGAAGACAUUCAUCUGGUUGAGGGCAAAUUAAAGAUUAUAUUAAAAAAAUCAAAAACGGAUAAAGUAGGAAGAGGGACAACCAUUUGGCUUGGUAAUAGCACGGAACAGUCAAUAUGUCCAGUAUUAGCUUUUAGACAUUAUCAGCAAGUCAGACCCUGCCUUCCUGGCCCUUUCUUUAUACACAGUGAUGGAUCUUUCCUUAAAAGAUUUCAAUUUGUGAAAAUUCUCAAAGGAGCUGUCAGUAAGCUAGGUAUACCACCUGACCAUUAUAACACACAUUCUUUUCGCACUGGAGCUGCCACACAAGCCUCAUUGAUGGGUUUAGGAGAAGAGUUCAUCAAAAGGCUUGGCAGAUAG